GAGUUAUAUCUAGGUAGCUAUAUAAAAGUGAGGCAGCGGAGCGCCCGGCAGUUCCUCCACAGAGUCUGUCCGAGCCCGACGUAUCAACCUUCACCAUGCAGCGACUAACCUUGUUUUUACUCUCAGCGGUGUUGGCUAUCUCUCUGGCAGAGGCCCAGUACUACGUGCCUCGCGCGUACUACACGAUCGACUCUACAGGGCACGCGUCGGCGCCCGUGCCCCUGCAGCGCCUGCGUCGGUCCUUCUACCCCUACCCCGGCCCUGGAUCUGAUGCUAAUGCCAACGCUAACGCCAACGCAUGGGGAGGUGGCAACGCGAACGCGAACGCGAACGCUAAUGCCGGCGGGCGCUUCCCCGGUGGUGCCGGCGGCAGCUGGGGCGUUCCCGGGGCGUACGGAGCUGCGAAGCCAUUGGGCCCCGGUAUGACUCGACGUAUGUUUGGAGCAGUCAACGGCGCCAACUCGGUCUCUGCCAGCUCCUCGGUGGAUGUCGACGGGGAAGGCAACGGGUCCUACGACGUGUCCUCUUCAGUUGGCAAUUAAACAGAACCAACCACGAACAGCGAGAGAUGGUUGAGCUUUUAUCCGUCGUGUUUUAAUAAGCAUACGUAAUAAA
Cydia amplana is the source of this 615-nucleotide messenger RNA. RefSeq names its product circumsporozoite protein-like. The record is from RefSeq and is a predicted model, not a curated record. Lineage: Eukaryota; Metazoa; Arthropoda; Insecta; Lepidoptera; Tortricidae. The transcript is spliced from 4 exons. Bases 96 to 542 code for a protein of 148 amino acids.